AUGGAUGUACAGCGUUUCACCACCCUCGACACUACGGACACCGGUCAGACUGCACAGGUGGCCACAGUUAGUCGCACAUACUCACCUCCUCCUCCCUCUCUCGACUCGUUUGCACCGCCCGUCGUUGCUGAAUACUGGUGCCACACCCAAGUUCGAGUUAUAAAACUGCGAUACACCUGGACCAUCAGUAAUUUCUCCUUUUGUCGGGAGGAACUGGGCGAGGUUGUAAAGAGCAGUGUCUUCUCCUCAGGACCAAAUGACAAACUCAAAUGGUGCCUGCGAAUAAACCCCAAGGGCUUGGAUGAGGAGAGUCGUGAGUACCUUUCUCUCUACCUUCUGCUCAUGAACUGCGGCUCAAAAGGCGAGGCUCGGGCCAAGUUCAAAUUCUCCAUCUUAAAUGCCAAGCGAGAGGAGACCAAAGCCAUGGAAAGCCAGCGUGCCUAUCGGUUUGUGCAGGGAAAGGAUUGGGGCUUCAAGAAGUUCAUCCGGCGAGACGUCCUCAUGGAUGAGUCCAGUGGAUUGCUCCCGAAUGACCGUCUCACGAUUGUGUGCGAGAUUUCAGUCGUUGGCGAGACCCUCUCGGACAGCGGUCAAAUAAGCAGCCAGCCGGUCACCAUACCCGAGUGUCGUCUCCACGAGGAUCUUGGCUCCCUCUUUCUCAAACAACUUCUUACUGAUGUGACCUUGGUCGUUGUGUCUCCGUCAUCUUCUCCGUCGCAGCAGCAACACGGAUUGUGCCAACGGGAAAAACUCCUCGACAGCCCCCCGCGUUCCGAGGGGCAAAUUGGGGCGGAGGAGGAGGGGGAUUCAGACGAGGGCAAGGAGGAUCCCAAGACUCCUGUAGCUUCAGUCGGAAAGGACGGAGACGAGGAGGAGGAGGGGGAGGGUAGGGAACAAGGGGAGUCCUACCUCGAGGGGGACAGUGAAGCUAGCGUCUCAUCCCUGCCCCGCAUAAUCCUCCGUGUUCCACAACAGCAGCAGCAGCAGCAGCCAAACAGGCCACCCUCGGAAUCCUAUCAUCAUCAGGCUAAUUUAUCAGUCAGUGACAGUAACGAAGUUGCCACGAUCCGCCCAGUGACAUCGCCAUCACAUCCGUUGUCCAACCGAGCCUGCUCCGUUUGUUCGUCAUGUUCCCUGCAAAACAUCGAACACAAGCAUCGACAUUCUUCGACCCCAACGUACUCCGCUUCCUCCUCCUCACCUGCUCCUCCGCUUCAGUUAGACGGUACUUGCAUUUCCUCCGAUGAGACCGGUUACCAAUCCGUGAGGAUGGAGACCGGUCAGACGCCGCCUCCAGCCUGUCCGAACAUCGUCUCCACGACCGCGUCCGUUCAGCUCUCCUCGACCUCCGCGUCAUCCCACUCCACCCUCCGCUCCUCAGCCGUGGUUGGCAGUAGUUCUGGCACCCCGGUUUACAAGCCACCACCCCCACCUGCCCUCCAGAUCUUCCCGCCCCCUCCGCCCUCUGUGUCAGUCAGUGUCAGCAGCGACGGUUUCGUGCUGCGUCAGUUCAAGGCUCACAAGGCCAUUCUGGCGGCGCGCAGCCCGGUGUUUGCGGCCAUGUUCGAGCACGGCAUGACCGAGUCCCGCGCCAACCGCGUGCACAUCACCGACGUCGAGCCGGACACCUUGGCUGAGGUGUUGCGGUUCAUCUACACCGGCCAGGUUGUCGGCCUGGAUAAUCCCGUUACAGCCCAGGAACUUCUUGCCGCUGCUGACAAGUACCAACUGGAGCGACUAAAGGCAAUGUGCGAGGAGGAAUUGGUGGAGAACUUGACCGUGGAAGCGGCCUGUGAUAUCCUCAGCCUCGCGGACAUCCACAGCGCUGAGCAGCUCAAAGCACACACCCUCGACUUCAUAAUGCUGCACGCUCAAGAGGUGUGCGAGUCUGAAGGCUACGAGCGCCUGGUUCGACAACGACCGCACCUCCUGAAUGAAUGCUUCCGCACGAUAGCCUGCCAGCAGCUUCCCUUUCGUUGUUGGUCCUCCCGCAAACGCCCCCGACCCUCCUAG
Molecule: messenger RNA, 2013 nt
Organism: Mesocestoides corti
Lineage: Eukaryota; Metazoa; Platyhelminthes; Cestoda; Cyclophyllidea; Mesocestoididae
Source: the annotation of a GenBank genome assembly